Helianthus annuus (common sunflower) is the source of this 604-nucleotide messenger RNA. RefSeq lists its product as uncharacterized. The transcript has 2 exons. The record is from RefSeq and is a predicted model, not a curated record. Bases 108 to 449 code for a protein of 113 amino acids. NCBI's taxonomy places the organism in Eukaryota, Viridiplantae, Streptophyta, Magnoliopsida, Asterales, Asteraceae.
GGCAGGCAGGCAGGCAUGGCUCCUAAGAAACUGUGUCCGCCAUCACUAUUAAUUUUAUUUUAUUUUAUUUAAACCACACAAAAUCCACCAUUAAGAAGUAGAAGAAAAUGAAGGAGCUUGCUAAGCAAGAGUUGAAGCUUCUCGAAGCUCAGCACCCGACCCGAUUCAACUUCCUGAAGCUCCAACUCAAGGAAUUCAUACACCUUCUCGACCAAGAAGAAGAGGAAGACCAACAGCAGCAGCAGUUUUAUCACUCUCCCAUCACUCAAGAAUCAUCAUCAAGCAGGAAGAGGGGGAGAGAGGAGGAAAUGGAUGACGGCUACAAAAAACGCGAAAACAAAAUCCCAAGACGAACAAGACAAGGGAUACGUGAUGCCAUUCACAAGGCUGAAGCUUGUCUUCAUAAGAUUCAGACGUUGAAGUCUUUCUUUUGCUCUUCUGAUCACUAAUCAAUCUGGAUUUUCAUGUACCCAUUUUGGUGCUCUUUUUUGUGGGUAUGCCACUUUUGGUGUUUGAAAUAGAAAACGACACCCAACCAUGUAUGGUUUUUUUUGGACAGCAAAGAAUUUUAUUCAUCUCCAAAAGAUUAUACAUUGUAGCUUUC